GAGCUAAUAAUGACCAAAGACUCCGACCAGGCUCAUUUUUUGCCAUUCAAUAAUGUCGCUUUUGCAUUUUCACGACGGCGACGACGUCUUUUUUGUUAUUAAACAUUACCGCCAUAUUUAAAAAUGAUUUGAACUACUUGAUAUACGUUAUCUAUGUAACACGUGUAAACAAAACGUAGCAUAUGUGGACAAAACUGCACGUAAAAUAUAAAAAUUUAACUCUUGUCCUUACUAAAAGAAUACGAACAUGUAAAUGCAGCCUAAAAGGUUGAUGUUAUCGAAACGCUACAAAAGAAAUUUGAUACACUAUUUAAUACACAAAUUAAUGGCCAAUAAGGUAUAGCUUUGCUGGAAGUAAUCCAAAACGUUUUAGCGGAAUAGUUGUUAACUUGGCUAAUUACAUCAAAUUCAAUUUGAUUUUGUUAACAAACAAUUCCAGCCAUGUAGGUAAUUAUUUUUGUUAAAAUAAAUUUUUUUUACACUAAAAUUGUGUCGACGAACAAAUAGAUUUUUUGUUUUUAUUUACGAUUGUGUUUCAUAACAAUGGUCCAUGAAAAGAUAGUGAAUAUCUGCUAGUUGAUAGUAAGGUCUUUAGAAUGUCAAAAUUUUUAAUUGAAUAUCUUGUCUGAUCCCUGUGGUUUACAUACUUAAACAACGGGAGCUGGUGCAUGUCCAGUUUAAAAAAUGCUAGAUAUUAUGCAACAUGCGUGGUUGUUUUACUCUCAAUUUUUGUAAGCUUUAAAUGGUAAGUGCUAGCCGAGACAAGUUAAAUAUAUGCUAUUGUAUAAGCGUAACAUUUAUAAGCAUCCGUAGUGACGUUUAAGUUGUAAUUACUGAUAUUCAAAACUCAAAUGCGAUAUUUUUAUUUGAGUACAUAUUAUGAGCCAUUUUCCACAGGAUUUUUUUUAACAAAGCUAUCCCACCCCCCGAGACAAGUUGCAUAAAUACAACGGAUAAAGAACGAGAAACAGGAAACAUUAUUAAAACAUGGUACCCAUGGAGCCAAACGGCCUAGCAAUAAGGCAUUAUAAAUUUUUAACAACUUUUGUAAUUAAUUUUUCACUUUCAUAAUAAGCUUUCUCAACUGUAUGUGUAUUAAAAUUUAUCAAAAGAUAUGCAAAUAUAAACUUGUGUACACAGCAGUAUCACUCGCUCUUCAUGUGUUUUGCUUUGCUCGAACACCUGAAUAAACAAACAAAUCACCAGUCUUCAAAUCAUCUUUUAAAAAUAAUGGUAGAAUCCAAUAUUAAAUUUUAAACUUGUUUCAGGUCGUUUUUAGCACGUUUUUUAUUCAACAGCUUCUACACCAUGGUUUAUUCGGUUACUUGGUGUACAUUGCUUGUUGUUUUUUCAACCUAUUUUGUCGUAAUUGAGACCUGUGGUGGAGGGAGCAAAAAGUGCUCAUGGACAACCUGUAGAACUCAGUACACUUCGUUUUCUCCACAGCCAUCAUCUGGCAGGUGCGUAUGGCAAAAGAGCAUAGCAAAGCAUAUAUACUCAACACAUUCAAGAGAUGGUGGAUGUCCGGGCAGUUCAAAGUGUACCGGGAGUGAUAAAUCCAGAUAUUACUGUUCGUGCAAGCAGAUUAGACAUUGCUGGUGGGCAAGUUGGCAGGCAUGGACCGGUAGCGUUUCUCAUGGCAAGUGUGGCACUCAAAGGAGAUACAGAAAAGGAGAAAAAAGUUACACUUAUGCUGGAAAGGAAUCUAAUUGCAAUGGAGUUGUCACCAAAUGUCCUCGUGACAUUGAUGAAGAGAGAAGGACUUGGUGCAAUUGCAGAAAAGCAGAAACAUGUACGUCUGGUCAGUGGACAGGCUGGUCACCAUCAGUAAAUAAUGGCAAAUGUUUGAAACAACUGAGAUAUCAAGACAAAAUCCCCAAAUAUAGAUAUAUUCAACAACAAAGUAAUUGUUUUGGAAUCAAUCCUAAUUGUCCACCGAGAAUUACAGACAGCAGGACUUUUUGUCGAUGCCCGUAUAAAGAAUGCAUAGAAGGUAGUUGGACCGCGUGGGAACUUCACAGUUGGACAGGAAAUUGUCCCACUGAAAGAAGAUUAAAGAAAUACAGAUCGAUUACAAAAUACAAAGAUUCUUACGGAAACUGUCAAGGCAUUGGACCACAGUCAUGUCCCGAUCCUGUUGGUGCCACCAGAGAAAAAGAGAUCACGUGUGCAAAACUUCCAGUUCCAGUUAACGGUGCUCAUAUGAACCCUGCGUGUGAUGGUGUUAACAGCAAAUGUAAAGCCAUAUGUCAGAUUUCAUGUAACAAAACAUUCAUAUUGGAAGGCAACAGAUAUUUGACGUGUCAAGGCGAUGGAAAAUGGAGUGGUGUUCAGGGAAAAUGCAAAGAUGCUCAACCACCUGUUAUAACUUGUCCUAUAAUCCAUCCUUUCAACAACACUCCAAAUGAAAACUAUGGAAUAGUCGACCUGCCUGAUGCAACGGCGACCGAUAAUACAGGUCUAAAGCCUACAAUUACGAUGGAUAAAACAUCUCCAUUAAAAGUCUUUAUUAAUUCUCCCGUGAAAGUUCGAUACACGGCGACUGAUGACUCUGGAAAUAGUAAAUCUUGUGAAGUAACUAUUGAAGUAAAAGAUACUGAACCACCUAAAGUGGUCAGCUGUCCGCAUGACAAAGUUUUCCAAACAGGAAAAGUACCCAUGCAAGUAUUUUGGGGUGAGCCGCAAUUUUAUGACAACGCUGACAAAGAUAAUGUCAAUGUCCAUCCAAGUCACGUCAACGGUGACAAUUUUCAACGAGGAAAACAUCUUAUCACAUAUCUUGCGCGAGAUAAAGCAUUGAACUACGUAAAGUGUACCUUUUCAAUUCAAGUAGAACUAAUGCAGUGUCCAGUGUACGACCCACCAAAGCAUGGCUCAGCGAGUUGUAAUAUAAGAAAAGACGGAGUUGUCGAGACUCAUAUCUGCACGGUUUCAUGCAAGCAGGAUACUUGGUUUAUGAAGGGACCGAACAUCCCAACCUUAUAUCAUUAUUAUGUGUGUGGGGAACAUGGUCAAUGGAGAGGUCAAAAUACCUUUAAUCCUACCAGCCCAACAAAUUUUGUACCAAUUCCUAAAGGUCAAACUCCCUGGCCUGAUUGUGCCAUUGGAAAUGCUCCAGACGGUGUGACCAUGGAGUUUCAAGUGUUUGGCAGUAGCUGUAAAGACAAUACUGAUAAGUUGAAGAAAGAUUUCAUCGCAGCGAUGAAAAAUGAUAUCAUCAUUAACAACUUAUAUUGUCUCAGUAGCGCAACACACUGUGUUAUUGAGAAUUUUGUAGUAUACUGCGCAACUAAAAAGAAACGAAGCACUGGUGGCUCUACCAACCAAGUUGUCAUUAAAUUUACGCUCGCAGUUCGAGAUAAAAAACCAUCUACACAAAAACUCGAAAUGAAGAAGUUAAACGCGAUGACGCAAUCUCUGAAUAAUCAAAAAUCAAUGUUGCUCGACAAGGUUAAAAAGGUCGCACCAAGCCUUCUGAAGGCAACAGCCACAGUUGAUGCACGAAAUGCAGAAAUAUCAUGCAAGCCUGGCUAUGAGUACAAAAUUGUUGACGGUAACCAGGAUGCAAGUGAAAGAACUAAAUGUUUAAAAUGUCCACGUGGUACGUAUUAUGAUCAAAAGACAAAGCAGUGUGCCGUAUGCAAAGUUGGCUACUAUCAAGAAAAUGAAGCCUCGCUUUCAUGCAAAAAAUGCCCAACUAAAACUUCAACCCAUGGUUCGCUUUCACAUGACUACCACCAGUGUCGGGCAAUUUGCCAACCUGGAACAUACUCAUCAACUGGCUUGGCAACUUGUCUCGCUUGCCCUAUGUCAACAUAUCAACCGCUAGAAAACAGCACAUCUUGUAUUGCAUGUCCAUCUGGAAAAGUGACGUCACAUAUUGGAUCAACAUCUAUUCAACAAUGUUCGCAGCCUGGCGUUGAUGUGGUGAUUCAUUCUGAAGGGUUUGGUGAUCCAGGAAAAACAGGAUUAAAUGGUGUCUCUACGAUCACUGUGAACGGACAAGAUUACUCCCCUCAUAAAAGGGGUUUCAAUUUUGUUGUUCUUGACGCUUUUACAGGAAAAUUUUUACAAGCAAACGCGUUUGAUUGGCAUGGGGAUUAUGGUAGUUGUGGAAAAACAUAUAACUGGAUUUCAAACUUAAAAGAUGAGGUUAUUGUUUUGGCUGCUAUACAAGAUGAGGCAACUUCAGCUGCACACUAUGUCGAAUGUUUUAAAGCACUCGAGAUCAUUGGUGGAAAACGUCCAUUUCAAACGGAGUACCGUUCAUCUUUUGCUUUGAUUGGCUACAAAGGCAAACGCGUUGUUGAUUGGGUGAAACAGAAGAAAAGCUAUUUUGGAAGAGGCCCAACCGGCUUAAAGGACAGUAUAAAGUUGUUGAAGUGAAGAAGCUUAAUACCAACGCUUCCUUAUUGUAAAAAUUAAAUGAUGCAGAAAAAUUAAAAGUAAA
Messenger RNA from Hydractinia symbiolongicarpus, 4450 nucleotides. Its product is annotated as sushi, von Willebrand factor type A, EGF and pentraxin domain-containing protein 1-like. The transcript is spliced from 15 exons. The record is from RefSeq and is a predicted model, not a curated record. Bases 1309 to 4386 code for a protein of 1025 amino acids. NCBI's taxonomy places the organism in Eukaryota, Metazoa, Cnidaria, Hydrozoa, Anthoathecata, Hydractiniidae.